This is a messenger RNA of Peromyscus maniculatus bairdii (prairie deer mouse), 2460 nucleotides long. NCBI's taxonomy places the organism in Eukaryota, Metazoa, Chordata, Mammalia, Rodentia, Cricetidae. The record is from RefSeq and is a predicted model, not a curated record.
AUGGCUAAACACAGAUGUGAUAUGAUGAGCUGCCUGAAUUCCUUCCUUGAUCUCCCCUGCAAUGAAGGACUGUAUCCUAUGACCUAUAUAACUGGAAGGCCCAAAAUACACCAUUCUCUUGGGACCCCCCAAGACUUAACUAACCUUUUGGAGACAGUUUUAUUCACUCACCAGCCCACAUGGGAUGAUGUAAAUCAGCUAUUGGGGGUCCUCUUCACCACGGAGGAGAGAAACCGGAUUCUGGAGAAUGCUCGGAAACUAGUUCCAGGACCCACAGGCACCCACUUAGUGGAUCCUGCCUUGGCAACAGCUGCUUUUCCAUCCACUUGCCCUAACUGGGACUAUAAUACAGCAGAAGGUAAGGAGAGUCUCUGUGUAUACCACCAAGCUCUGUUGGCAGGUCUCAAGGCUGCUACGCACAUGCCUACUAAUAUGGCAAAAAUUUAUGAUGUAAGGCAGGGGAAUAGAGAAAGCACAGCAUACCUAGAGAGGUUGAUGGGGGCCUUCAAACAAUACUCCCCAUACAACCCAGAGUCUGAGGAAGCCCAACAAGCAGUUAUUCUAGCCUAUGUGAACCAGGCAGCACCAGAUAUUAGAAAAAAGCUACAGUUGCCAGAAAGACUAGGGAAGAGGAGUCUGAGGGACUUAGUGGCAGUGGCGGAAAAGGUUUAUAAUGAAAAAGAGACAGAGGAACAAAAGGAAGAGAAAAGGGAAAGAGAACGUCAAGAGAGAGAGGACAAGAGAGAUAGGAGGCAAGAGAAGAGCCUGACCAAGAUAUUGGAACAGCAACAGACACAGAUGGAGAGAGUGCUCCUGGCUGCAGAAGCAGGAAGCUAUGAGAAGGAGAAAAGGUCCUGGCCUAAGCUAGGAAAGAACCAGUGUGCGUACUGCAAGGAAGAAGGACACUGGGCUAGAGAAUGCCCUAAAAAUAAGAGUAAGAGAGAGACGUCAGUGGGACUAGGAAGGAAGUCAACUUCCAUCCUUGCCACCCUGGAGGAAGACAGCGACUAGGGAGGAUGGGGCUCGGCCCCCCUCCCUGAGCCUAGGGUAACUCUAAGAGUGGAGGGGAAACCUGUCCACUUCAGUGAUACUGGAGCAGAAAGUUCAGUCCUCUUGACACCCGGGGAACCCCUGUCAAGAAAACAAACCUGGGUACAGGGAGCAACGGGCACUAAACCUUACCAAUGGACUACCCGAAGAACAGUGGACUUGGGAGUGGGACGGGUAACCCACUCAUUCCUAGUCAUUCCUAAGUGCCAAUACCCCCUAUUGGGGCGUGGUCUGCUUGCUAAAAUGAAGGCACAGAUCCACUUCACUGAUAAGGGUGCUCAAGUCAAACACCCUGAUGGGAAGGCUAUUGGAGUGUUUUUGACAAUGCCUUUGGAGGAAGAAUACCACCUCCAUGAACAAGCGCAGUCCUCCAUCAAAUGUGCUGACACACAGAUCUGGCUUCAACAAUUCCCCACCACAUGGGCUGAGACAGGGGGAAUGGGGUUGGCCAAACAUAGCCCCCCAGUUUAUGCGGAACUUAAGACCAACGCAGACCCAGUGAAGGUCCGCCAGUAUCCCAUGACCCUGGAAGUCAUAAAGGGAAUCACCCCCCAUGUGAGACGACUCCUACAAGAGGGAGUCUUAUGGUCCAUUCAGUCUGCAUGGAACACACCCCUCCUACUGGUUAAAAAGCCACAGAUGAAUGACUACUGCCCUGUCCAAGACCUUCGAGAAGUCAACAAAAGGGUAAUGGGCAUUCACCCCACUGUGCCCAACCCUUAUACUCUGCUAAGCAUGCUCCCUCCAGAUAAAGAAUGGUAUACUAUCCUAGAUUUAAAAGAUGCUUUCUUUAGUCUCCCACUCGCAUUGAGCAGCCAAGGUUAUUUCGCCUUUGAGUGGCAUGACCCAGACAUUGGAAUAAGUGGGCAACUGACUUGGACGAGACUGCCACAAGGAUUCAAGUAUUGGCCCACCAUAUUUGAUGAGGCUCUCCAUGAAGAUCUGGGUGAGUACCACUCCCAGCACCGUGUCUCUCUUCUACAAUAUGUAGAUGAUAUACUAAUAGCCACCAGGUCAGAAGAGGAGUGCCUUGGUGAAACUGAAGAUCUUCUAAGGACACUGGGGACACUGGGCUAUUGGGCCUCAGCCAAAAAGGCCCAGAUCUGCAGGAAACAGGUAACUUACCUAGGGUAUGUGCUGAAAGAGGGAAAGAGAUGGCUGUCCGAGGCCAGGAAAGAAACAGUGUUAAAAAUAUCAAUACCUAGGAUGGUAAGGCAAGUCAGAGAGUUUCUGGGCUCUACGGGGUUUUGCAGACUGUGGAUCCCAGGAUAUACUGAAAUUGCUCGCCCCCUCUAUGAGGCCACGAAAGAACAGACUUUGACUUGGAACUCUGAAAGGUUUUUGCCUUCAAAAGCUAACCUCCCCAAGAAAGGGCAAUUCUCCUUCCUGCCUUGCUGUGCCGGGUGCUGA